Bipolaris oryzae ATCC 44560 is the source of this 2163-nucleotide messenger RNA. RefSeq lists its product as uncharacterized. The transcript is spliced from 4 exons. Gene Ontology annotation, biological process: translation. Lineage: Eukaryota; Fungi; Ascomycota; Dothideomycetes; Pleosporales; Pleosporaceae. Bases 1 to 2163 code for a protein of 720 amino acids. Gene Ontology annotation, cellular component: cytosolic small ribosomal subunit; ribosome. Gene Ontology annotation, molecular function: structural constituent of ribosome. The record is from RefSeq and is a predicted model, not a curated record.
AUGGCUGCUCUCGCCUCCUCUCGCCAGACAGCAGCCCCCAUCCAGCAGCUGACACCGCCCAGCAGCUCUCACGGCGGACGGGGAUCCUGGGAUUUUGCUGUUCCCGUCAACGGCUUGCGAGAGUCGCUUGACCAAGAACACCACAUGUCCGAGUACGGCGCCUUCACCCACGGUGCCCAUCAGUCCUACAGCUCGCAGGCCAACGGCUUUGCACAGCCCGUACGCUCGCCUACGUGGGGCUCCCAAGAUCAGGGCCCAUCUCAGCCCGUUUCCGAUCGCGUCGACGAACUGCACAAGAAGAAGAGCGGGGAGAUGAUUGCCAGCAACACCGACCAGGACAGUGUCUUGGAGUACUACAAGACCCACACCAACAACAAAAGAGGCCCCUCCAGCAUCAAGGGAAAGCCCAAGAAGAAGACUUCCAAGGGGGGUCAGUCGGACCCUGAAUAUGACGAAAACAACUGGAUUCACCGAGACAAACUCAAGGAGAUUGAAACUCGAGAACUAGAAGAGGCCGGCUUCAGGGUCGGGCGAUCUAGCAGGUCCAACAGUCGUUCGCAAAGCGCAAGCCGGCGUGCACGGGACCGCACAAACUCGGAAUCGACCGAACAGUCAAAGAACGGCGAUGAGCGAUCCGAGCCGAGGAAACGUGUGUCCACUAUUCCAGCGGGCGACGAGGAGGCGUACGAGAACCACCCCACUACGAGCCCAACACCCCAGGACGAGACUGUCGAAUUCCAGCCCACGUCUUCCAAGGCGAACCACACUGUGAGACCUAGUACGUCUCGCAUUCCCCUGCCCAAGACGAGUGGCAUACCUGUUCCUUCUUCGGUGGCAGACCGCGAUGCGCCGCUUCCUAGGUCAAGGGCAGGAAGCACCCACUUGAACGGGGAGUCCAUUGCUACAAUGGGCGCGCGCGUCCGCAGUGGCAGUGUAGGUAGCCAGGUGCUGCUUGACGAUUACGACGAUGGACAAGAGAGGAUGCUGCAUCAUGGCCACAGGCGCAAUACUUCCACCGGAAGCUAUUCUCCGCCAAAGUCACCGCAAAAGUCGCCUGUCAAAAAACCAGCGGGCAAGCAAAACCCAUCUGCAUCGCGAAAAACCAGCGUCCAGAAGAAGCAGACCAAGUCUCGCACUACGUCCAGCACUUCACCUCCUAAUAAGCGCCCUGGUACAAGCGGCGGCAUGGCGACACGCCCUACUACUGCCCACCGACCAGAAGGAGAGGCACCGUGGAUAGCAUCCAUGUACAAACCGGACCCGCGUCUUCCUCCUGACCAACAGAUUAUCCCAACUCAUGCGAAGCGAAUGCAGCAAGAGCAAUGGGAGAACGAGGGUAGAGUUGGCUCAAUGUACGACAAGGAUUUCCGCCUAUUGAACGAUGAUCCCAUGAUGAGCAAGCGACUUUCACAACUUGCCAACCUCGACCCCAUUGCUAUUGAGAAGGCCCGGGAAGAAGAAGCAUGGCCCCUUCCUAGCCCCACAAAGCAGGAGUCCUCGUCAAAUGAGAAGGGCGACACCAACACUGCCAAAUCUCCAACCAUGGAGCAAAGUGCUUACAAGUUGACUCCAACAAUACCUCAAGGAGUUGAUCGUGCUCCUUCGCCCAAGUUGGCCCCCCCUAUCCAACCCGCACAGCCAAAGCCUGAAGUCACUCGAGUAUCUGAGCCAAAGGAAGAGGUCAAGGAGAAGAAGGGCUUGUGCUGCAUCUCGGACGGAGAAGACGAUACCAAGUCCCAAGUCAGCGCGGCCGCCGAGGUCGAGGUCUCCGCGGAUGCGUCCGGCGGUAAGGGCCAGAUGAGCGUGCUCGAGGCGCUCAAGGGCGUCCUCAAGCUCGCUCUCAUCCACGACGGCCUUGCCCGCGGUCUGCGCGAGGCGUCCAAGGCGCUCGACCGCCGCGAGGCGCACAUGUGCGUCCUCAACGAGGCGUGCGAGGAGGAGGCAUACAAGAAGCUCGUUGUUGCCCUGUGCUCCGAGCACAAGAUUCCUCUGAUCAAGGUUCCUGAUGGCAAGCAGCUCGGCGAGUGGGCUGGUCUCUGCCAGAUUGACCGUGAGGGCAACCCCCGCAAGGUCGUCAACUGCUCUUGCGUCGUCGUCAAGGACUGGGGUGAGGAGUCCCAGGAGCGCAGCAUCCUCCUCAACUACUUCCAGACCGAGCAGUAA